Messenger RNA from Catharus ustulatus (Swainson's thrush), 2828 nucleotides. It is a transcript of the gene RUNX1, whose product is annotated as RUNX family transcription factor 1. Gene Ontology annotation, molecular function: DNA-binding transcription factor activity, RNA polymerase II-specific; RNA polymerase II cis-regulatory region sequence-specific DNA binding; ATP binding. The record is from RefSeq and is a predicted model, not a curated record. Lineage: Eukaryota; Metazoa; Chordata; Aves; Passeriformes; Turdidae. Gene Ontology annotation, biological process: neuron differentiation; hemopoiesis; regulation of transcription by RNA polymerase II. Gene Ontology annotation, cellular component: nucleus.
AAAAGAGAGAGAGAGAGAAUUGGCAGCGGGCGCCGAAGUUGUUGCAGACUUGGUUUGGCUGCUGAGGAGGACGUGAGUGGGAGAGAGAGAGCGCUGUUGCACACACAAAACCACAGAGAGAACCCACAAUUUAACCAACAUCCCCAACCCCGAGUUUGCAGCUCUUGGACCUCUCAGCUCGGCGCUUGCGAUCGCCUGUGACUUUUCUUUAAAUUCAUGAAAAGCGUUUUACCAAAGAUCGAGAUCUGAAGCUUGAAUGCCAUGCACUGAGCUUUUAUUUUUUUCUUUUUCUUUUUUUUUUUCCUUUUUGCGCAAGAAUGAUUGAAAGGUCACGACACGAGCGCUCUUAGAGCAACGCCAACCAAACUACUGAAACUCAUUUUCAAGGCUGCUUUAAAAAAAAAAAAAAAAAAAAAUCUCGCGGAGAACAUUAAUGGAUUCCUGUUGUGUUUAAAUUCUCCACAGAUUCUAUUGUAAAUAUUUGAUGAAGUCCGGUAGAUGUGCGUGUGCGUGAGUGUGUGGCCGUGAAUUUCUCUCCAGUUGUAGCCGGCUGACCUUUGCUCAGCGAGCCGAGCUCGCGUUCCGCCUCCUCCGAAGAACAGCCCCGAAUUUCCCUCAAAGAGCGAUUUUUGCCUCCGGAAGACGCCGGCUCCUUUUGCUUUCUCUCGGGACCGGAGAGAAAUCACCUGGAAGAAGCCGGGAAGCGCGUGCUCCUGGCCGCGCCUCCCUAAUUUCAUUUUUUAUUUUUCCCUGGGAGUUUGGGAUGAGCUUUGGCCCCGCUCGCUUUGCGCGUCCCCGCCGCGGUACAGCACGACCCUGGCGCUUAUCGGAUUAACGGGAUCUGUUCCUCCUGGCCAGCAAGCCAAGAGUUAAGGCCACCAGCACAGACCCAAGUGGGGGGACUGGCGCAGGAACAGCCUCUCGGCGGGCGCCCAGCCCGCUCCCGUUUAUGUUGGUCCCCAGCGAGCGGCUCGCCCAGGAGUUGCGCUCGCGUGGCCGCCGCGUAGGAACUCAGUGGAGGUGUUGUGUGGCCCUAAAGGCUUGUUGUGAUGCGUAUCCCCGUAGAUACCAGCACCAGCCGCCGCUUCACGCCGCCCUCCACCACGCUGAGCCCGGGGAAGAUGAGCGAGCCGCUGGCGCUGCCCGGAGCCGAGCACGGCGGGGCUUUGCCGGGGAAGCUGCGCAGCGCCGACCGCAGCAUGGUGGAGGUCCUGGCGGAUCACCCCGGGGAGCUGGUGCGCACCGACAGCCCCAACUUCCUCUGCUCCGUGCUGCCCACGCACUGGCGCUGCAACAAGACGCUGCCCAUCGCCUUCAAGGUGGUGGCCCUGGGGGAUGUCCCUGACGGGACCCUGGUGACGGUGAUGGCCGGGAAUGACGAGAAUUACUCGGCGGAGCUGCGCAACGCCACGGCCGCCAUGAAGAACCAGGUGGCGCGGUUCAACGACCUGCGCUUCGUGGGCAGGAGCGGCAGAGGGAAAAGCUUCACUCUGACCAUCACAGUGUUCACAAAUCCUCCCCAAGUGGCCACCUACCACAGAGCCAUCAAGAUCACCGUGGAUGGACCUCGGGAGCCCGAAGUAAGACAUCGUCAGAAAAUAGAUGAGCAGACAAAGCCCGGCAGCUUGUCCUUUUCUGAGCGCCUGAGCGAGCUGGAGCAGUUGCGUCGCACGGCCAUGAGGGUCAGCCCACACCACCCAGCCCCCACACCCAACCCUCGAGCCUCCUUGAACCACAGCACAGCUUUUAACCCUCAGCCUCAGAGUCAGAUUCAGGACUCGCGGCAGGUGCAGCCCUCGCCGCCCUGGUCCUACGAGCAGCCGUACCAGUACCUGGGCUCCAUCGCCGCGCCCGCCGUGCACCCCGCCACGCCCAUCUCACCUGCGCGCCCCGCCGCCGUCAGCUCCCUCACCGCAGAGAUAUCCAGCCGCCUCUCGGGAGCCUCCGACCUGACGGCGUUCAGCGACCCUCGCGUGGGCAUCGACCGCUCCUUCCCGGCGCUGCCGUCCAUCUCCGACCCCCGCAUGCACUACCCGGGGGCCUUCACCUACAGCCCGACCCCCGUCAGCUCGGCCAUCGGCAUCGGCAUGUCGGCCAUGUCCUCGGCCUCGCGCUACCACACCUACCUCCCGCCGCCCUACCCCGGCUCCUCGCAGCCUCAGGGCGGCCCUUUCCAGACCAGCUCUCCCUCGUACCACCUCUACUACGGCACCUCGGCCGGCUCCUACCAGUUCUCCAUGAUCUCGGGCGGGGAGCGCUCGCCGCCGCGCAUCCACCCGCCCUGCACCAACGCCUCGACGGGCUCGGCGCUGCUCAACCCCAACCUGCCCAGCCAGAGCGACGUGGUGGAGGCCGAGGGCAGCCACAGCAACUCGCCCACCAACAUGGCCAGCACGGCGCGGCUGGAGGAGGCCGUGUGGAGGCCGUACUGAGCGGGAGAUGGAAGGGCAGGACUCGAGGAUUUCGUGGUUUUUCCAGAAACUUCCCCCCCGUAGGCCUCGCUGUGUGGGCCCGCGAGUUUGAGGAGCGAACCCGGCCGAAAGCAGCGCCGCCAGGCCCUGCUGGGGGUUUUGGUGGGAUAUUUUGUUGCCGUAGCAAAGUAUUCCCGGCAGGAGAAGGCGAUUCUGGAAAGGAGGACGCGGCGGUUGGUGGGGCAGAGGUGGCUGGAAGGGUUUCCAGCCUCGUUCCAGCCCUGUGGCUUCCCAACGUGCCUGGGCUUGAAGGUCUCCACAGCCCUAAAAGAGAGUUUCGGUUCACUUCUAUUUUUAAGAACUUAAAACCUUAAAAAAAAACCCCACAAAAAAACAAAAAAAACCAACCCCCCUCCC